Lonchura striata (white-rumped munia) is the source of this 1013-nucleotide messenger RNA. RefSeq names its product potassium voltage-gated channel subfamily E regulatory subunit 3 (gene KCNE3). NCBI's taxonomy places the organism in Eukaryota, Metazoa, Chordata, Aves, Passeriformes, Estrildidae. Gene Ontology annotation, biological process: potassium ion export across plasma membrane; regulation of ventricular cardiac muscle cell membrane repolarization; regulation of heart rate by cardiac conduction. Gene Ontology annotation, cellular component: voltage-gated potassium channel complex; membrane. The record is from RefSeq and is a predicted model, not a curated record. Gene Ontology annotation, molecular function: potassium channel regulator activity; delayed rectifier potassium channel activity; voltage-gated potassium channel activity involved in ventricular cardiac muscle cell action potential repolarization.
CCAUGGGGCUGGGGGUGGGCCGGUGGCCAUGACGGGGCUGGCUGGCUGUGGCAGGUGGCUCUGCCCGGGAAGGGGAGGAGGCUGGCAGCGUUCCCAGCCUGGCUGGCAUCCCUCCCCACCAGCAGCGAUGCUCAGUCCCGGCUCAGCCUGGCAGCAACGCGAGCAGAGAGGACACACGAGCCUGCAGAGGACAUGGAUGAGAACAACCGCACUUUGGAGUCUUGGCACCAAAGCCUGCAGGCAGUGCUGAACGCCCUGAACCAGACGCUGCAUGGGACCAUCCCCUGCUCUGGCGAGGCCCUGGCUGGCGCGGCAGGAGCCACACGUGGUGGCCACACCGGCCGCAACGCCAACGCCUACAUGUACAUCCUGUUCGUCAUGACGCUCUUCGCCGCCACCGUGGGCAGCCUCAUCCUGGGCUACACCCGCUCCCGCAAGGUGGACAAGCGCAGUGACCCCUACCACGUCUACAUCAAGAACAGGGUCUCCAUGAUCUGAGCCUGGCCCAUACCUUGUCCCCAGGGUGGCUUGGGGUCACCUUGCUGUGCACAUCUGGCUCGCUGUGGGAUGUGGCAGUGCUGCUGGCUCCAGAGCUGCUGGGAACCCCGUAGAGCUGCUGAGAAUCCCCCGAAGCUGCUGAGAACCCCCAGAGCUGCUGGAACCCCCACCAUGGAGGAGCUCAGUCCUGGUGUGAGCAGUGCCGGGAUGUCCUGGAAGAAUGUGACCUGUAAGCAGGUCCUGGUCCUGCAGACCCACCUCAGCUCCACCAUGGGCGUGGGGCUGGCAGGGGCAGCUCCUUUCCCACUGUGGCCUGCGGGGGCUGGCAGGAGGCGUCAAGGAGAAUAUUUCCCUAUUUCCCUACUCAGAUCAGCUGGUGUUGACCUCCCUGGGCUCCUAGCAGCUGUGACAGUGGUUUUAGGGAGUUUUUCUGGUGCUGAAACCCUGUAAUGUUUGAGCUGGGCUGUGUCCUGCUUUUCUGGCAGGGAAUUAAAGGAGGUGGUGGGUUCAGGGAA